CUGAAGUCGAACAGGAAAAGGAUGUCGGGACAACAAACAUGUCCGCGCUCAUUUGAAAACCUCCUGUGGCCCAAUCUUUAGAUUGGCACUUGAUGCGAGUUGUUUUUAUGUUGGAGGUGGUGACGACGGUGUGGGCAAGCAGGACACAUACGACGGAAAGACGAGGACUCCGCGACAAGAGCCAGACUAUUCCUUACUAUCAGGUUAGCGGCAAACUCCAAGCUAGCUGGUGCUAACGCUUGCUAGCGUGCUAAUUGAGGCAGUGUCAAAGCAACGAAAUAAUGCUGAUAUUUGGAACUCAUGUCGGAAGUCGUGUAUGAAGAGACAGCCACGAUGAUUGCCGCUGGGGAUUUGCAGUCAUUUGUCCCAUUUGGACGCGAGCACUGCAAGAACCAUCCAAAUGCCUUCAACCUGCAGCUUAGAGAGCUUCAGCCUGCCUCCGAGCUCUGGUCGUCAGAUGGUGCCGCUGGCCUGGUGGGGUCCCUGCAGGAAGUCAGUCUGCAGGAGAGAGAGAGGGAAUGUUGGCAACUUAGGAAAGGCUGUGUGGGAGUCAGAGAGGAGGAUGUGGAGUUUGAAGAGGAGCUCUAUGCAGCAGGAAAUGUUGUUGUCUGGAGCCACGGCUGUCGGACUCAAGCCUCAAGCGUUUACAAGGCCUUCACAGUUGACAGCCCAGUUCAGCAGGCCUUAUGGUGUAAUUUUGCUGUUCCUAACAAUAAGAAAGAUGUGGAAGAAGAGGAGCAGACAGUGUGUAUUAUCCAGAGUAGCUGCGUCAACGUUCACACUGUGACUGGGAAGGAUUUUAUUGCACCGUUGCCCUUCCAGGUCUCAAAUGUUUGGGCGACCAAGUUUGGACUGUUGUUGGAACGAAAAAACACAGCGACUGAUACACAGCUCAACUCACCUGGGGAACCUCUGCCCACAGUGUUCAGCAUGCUGCAUCCUCUAGAUGAAAUUGCACCAGUGGUGUGUAAGCCUGCAGGAAUGUUUGAAGGCUCUCGUGCACAGUAUAUGUCUGAUUGCACCAUGAAGAUAGUUUUUAGCUGCUCUCAGCCCUCUAUAGUUGUCUCCUAUGACACUCUGCAGGGAAUACAUUCAGUCUGGUUCCUGCGAAAGGUUACACAUGAAGAGCGUUCUACAGUCUUGCAGUGUCCAGCAGAAACAGCUGGCACACCGCUAAAUUUUUUGACCUCUAAUCUGCGUAACAUCUCCCGCCUGGACUCUCCUGGAGGUAGUGGAGCAACAGGGCUAGGUCCUGGAGCAAGUUGUCCUAUUGCUACUGGUUCUCCUCUUCACCUCAACGCUUUGCACAGCCACCACAGCAAAGUCAUGACAUCUUCACCAGGAAUACAUUCACGUAUUCAUUCUCCAAGUAUAUCCAACAUGGCUGCUCUUAGCCGUGCUCAUUCUCCAGGCAUGGCGGCACCAUCCUUUUCAGGUGCAGCUCGUUUCAACACGUCGUUUCAUAGCCCGUCCCCCAGGGGGCACCAUGGCUUUUUACCCUCUCCUAACAGCACAAUGAAUGAGACGGUGUUGGUGCCAGAGAUGGAGCCUAUCAUACCUGACCUGUGCAUGGAGCAACUGUGGAGCGAAACGAUCACAGCUGGCUGUCACAAGGAGAUGAACAGUAAAGCAUCUAAAGUAUUUCUCACCUCUGACCUCUGUGAGAACCGCUACCUCUGUUUCCUGGUCGAGUCUCAUCAACAGCUCAGGUGUGUGAAAUUUAUUGAGAGCAACAAUACAUCUAAGCUCAUCUUUACCUCUGUCACGACCAUCCCUGCCAAAGAUGCAGAACCGCUGCAGAAUAAAGAUGCCACGCUGGUUCUGGAGGCGUGUGGCAGUCUAGUUCUGUACACUGGAAUCACAAGGGUCAGUAAAGUGUUUGUCCCAGGCCUCCUGUCGCCCAGCUUCCGCCACAUUCCCCAUUUCAGCACACCGUUAGAGAAUGUUAGCACACCAGCUAAUGCUGGCAGUAGACACCUCCACAGACUGAAUGAGGCUGUGAUGCCUUCACCAGUUUCAGCGCUAAGAAGUCCUAACAUCAAACAGCACGAAGGUUCAUUUUUGGAAGAUUACUCCUUCCAACAAACCACACCCUUCAUCCACGCCCUGCGGGACCCCGUCUGCAACCGGGUCACUCUGGAACUCGGCAGUGGUACAAUGGUGAGGAUUUGUAUCCCACAAAUUGCAACUUCAGAGCUGGUGAUGAAGUGCCUUCAAGCUGUUUGUUUCAUCCUGCCCAAGGAAGUUGCCAUGAAGGUUUUAGUGAAGUGGUAUAACAUCUACAAUGCUCCUGGUGGACCUAGUGCACACGCAGAGUGGAGCCUGUUUGUGACUUGUUUCAUGACACUGAUGGGCUACAACACCGAGCGUCUGACCUGGACAAGAAACCUACAUUUUGAAGUGCCUCUGUCCCCAGUGAUUGCAGCCAAGAAGGCACGUCCCUCUGAUGGAGGCUCUGAUGAGGACUGGGACUAUUUGUUGGGGUCCCAUUACCACCGCCAGAUGACUUUUCAGCCCGUCUGUGGUCCAGUGGGUUCCAGUGACUCCAACAGCACCACGGAUGUGUCUUCUCCCUCCAGCCCGUCUCUGAAGUUAGACACUUCAGCUCCUCUCUUCCCUCACAUCCCAGCUCUUUUCUACGUUCUCCAUCUGCUGUACCAAGAGCUGCAGCUGGACGGGCUGCAGAGAGCCAAAGCCUCGUUGCUGGUCUGUCUACUUCAGCAGUUGGCCAGAGACCUUCAGCUGGAAGAGUAUGUGGAUCUGUACUGGAGAGACCACCCUGCAUUAAUUAGUGGCUUCACUGAGACCUGUCUCAUAGACCAGGCUCUGAUUGGUCAGAUGCAGCGUCCGUCCUUCCUAGGGACAAAGCCUCCCUGUGUUUUCAGCUGGCUGAGUAGCUGUUUGAGAGGAGAAGAGUUGCCACCUUUCCCGUAUCUGGUCGGCAUUUGUCAAAGGACUAGGCUGCUUGUUCUGAGUUAUGCUCUUUACGUCAUUGGAGAUGAAAAUGCUACAUCAACCGAUGUCUCAAAGUACCUGGUUAAACUCACAGCAGGCCAGAAGUCCUGUGCUAGUGAGCCGCACAAUAGAAGGCAGCGCAGUGUAAAGGUGAAGCUUUCCUGGGAGAGUCUAGCUGAGCAGCUCGUCGUGUGGCUCACCUCAGAAGGUUUCACCCUAAAGGACCUGGAGUCGGUCCCAUUCGGCGCGGCUCUGCCCAUCAGGGAGGCCAUUUACCUCUGCCGUGAGCAGCCGUGCUCCGAUUGGUCAGAGGAGGUUUGUCUGCUGAUUGGGCGGCAGGAUCUGACCAAACAAGCUCACAAAAUGACCCUGGUCAAGAGCAAAACUUCUGUGGGCUCAGGUCUCUCCUUCGAGCCUCCAGCGACCACAGAAGUAGAUGAGGAGGAAGAUGGGAUGUCUGACAUAAUUCAGGAGGUAACGGGACUCAUUUGGAGUCAGGAUCUGAGGGUACAAGAGGUCAGGAGGCUCCUCCAGAGCUCCAGGCCAGUCCGAGUCAGUGUGGUCCAGCUCCCGGAGGUGUCAGACCAUGAGUACAUAGAGGAGAAAGAGAACAAGCUCCUGCAGUUGUGUCAGAGGACCAUGGCUCUCCCAGUGGGACGAGGCCUCUUCACUCUGUUCUCCUAUCACCCUGUACCCACUGAGCCAUUACCUGUUCCCAAACUCAACCUGACAGGUCGUGCCCCUCCUAGAAACACUAUGGUAGAUCUUAACAGCGGGAACAUUGAUGUUCCUCCCAACAUGACGAGCUGGCCCAGCUUCCAUAACGGCGUAGCUGCUGGGCUGAAAAUAGCCCCCGCUUCACAGGUGGACUCAGCUUGGAUUGCCUACAACAAGCCAAAGAGCCCUGAACUGGCCAAUGAAUACGCAGGCUUCCUCAUGGCGCUGGGCCUCAACGGACACCUCACCAAGCUGGCGACGCUCAAUAUACACGACUACCUCACUAAGGGCCAUGAGAUGACCAGUAUUGGGCUCCUACUGGGAGUUUCUUCAGCCAAACUUGGCACCAUGGACAUGUCAAUUACCCGCCUGCUCAGUAUACACAUCCCUGCCCUGCUCCCGCCUACGUCUACUGAGCUGGAUGUACCACACAAUGUUCAGGUGGCUGCUGUAAUUGGCAUUGGGCUGGUGUACCAGGGAACAGGACACAGACACAAUACUGAAGUAUUACUGUCCGAGAUAGGUCGACCCCCUGGUCCAGAGAUGGAGUACUGCACAGACAGAGAAUCAUAUUCACUAGCUGCUGGACUAGCCCUGGGUAUGGUCUGUCUUGGGCAUGGCAGUAACCUUAUCGGCAUGACAGACCUGAAUGUUCCAGAGCAGUUGUAUCAGUACAUGGUGGGGGGCCACCGCAGGGCUCAGGCCGGGGCCAGCCGGGAGAGACACAAGUCCCCCAGUUACCAAAUCAAGGAGGGUGACACAAUCAAUGUGGAUGUAACGUGUCCCGGGGCCACACUGGCCCUUGCCAUGAUCUACCUCAAGACCAACAACAGGUCGAUUGCUGAUUGGCUAAAACCUCCAGACACUUGGUUCCUGCUGGAUUUCAUCAAGCCUGAGUUCCUGCUGCUUCGGACUCUUGCUCGGUGUCUUAUCAUGUGGGAUGAAAUCCUCCCCAAUACUGAUUGGGUCAAGAGUAACAUACCCCAGAUCAUGAGGAGCACUUUCGAUCCCUCAGAAGACAUUAACAUGGAGACAAUGACACAAGCACAGGACUACAUCACAGCAGGGGCCUGUAUGGCGCUGGGCUUGCGCUUCGCAGGCUCAGCCAACUCCGAUGCCUUUGAGUCUCUCUAUGAGAUUGCUAGGAACUUCAUGAAGAUCAUGUCUUUUGCUGGUACAGCUGCUGUGUCUCUCUACCUUUUGUACUGGUUCCUUCAGCAGACGGGAUAUUACAACCUGCAGACCGGUCUGUCCAUGAUUCUGUUGUCGAUGUCCAUGGUGAUGGCCGGCACCGGGGAUCUGAAGGUUCUGCAGCUCUGCCGCUUCUUCCACAAGCGAACUGGUGGGGAGAUGAAUUAUGGGUUCCAUAUGGCUCAUCACAUGGCGCUGGGUCUGCUGUUUCUGGGAGGAGGCAGGUACACCCUAAGCACCUCCAACUCGGCCAUCGCUGCUCUGCUCUGUGCCCUUUACCCACACUUUCCUGCUCACAGCACUGACAACCGCUACCACCUGCAGGCCCUGCGGCACCUCGCCGUCAUGGCUGCAGAGCCUCGCCUCCUCGUGCCUGUGGACGUGGACUCCCUGAAGCCCUGCUAUGCCCUGCUGGAGGUCACUUACAAGGGGACCAAGUGGUACGAUGAGACCACAGUAGAGCUGAUGGCUCCCACCAUGCUUCCAGAGCUGCACCUUCUCAAACGGGUAAAGGUGAAGGGACCACGUUACUGGGAGCUGUCCAUAGACCUCAGCAAAGAAACUCAGCAUUUAAAGUCCAUUCUUAACAGAGAUGGGGUGUUGUAUGUAAAACUAAGAGCCGGCCAGCUGCCCUACAAAGAUGACCCUCAGGGCUGGAAGAGCCUGCUGGCGUCCACUGUUAACCAUCACAACUCUGGAGUCCGAGCCUUUAAGCCUGAGAACAUCUCUGCGUUCACCUCGGAUCCCACCCUGGUCUCCUUUGCGGAGUUCUUUUGUACGAGUUCAGAAGGAAUGAAACACAGAGAGGAUAGUCAGGUGUUGUUCUCUGCCAUGCUGUCUGAAUGUGUGACGCAGGAGUGUCCAGAGAUGCUGCCCACGUAUAUCGCCAUCGAACAGGCAGUGGGCGCUCUGCGUCGGGGCGACAUGCUGCAGACCUUCCCUCUGGUGCAGCUGCGCCUGGUGGCGGACCUGUGGGACAGCAGGGUGCUGCAGGGUCCUGCCAAGCGCCACAUUGCCCUGCUCACCUCAGAGCUUCUGCCGGUCAUGAAGAACAUGGUGGAUGCUGCGUUGGACGCGUGGCUUAAAGACAACAGCUCAGUGUUGAGGCACUACAUGAGGAGCGAGGCCCUGUGUAAGGACGCCCCGUGCACCAUGUUGGCCUGCUUCCUGGUGUACCGCUCCAUCCCCUGCCUCAGGAAUUCACACACACAACUGGAGGGCAGCAGCUCACUCGGCGUUUUGUUGUCGCGUAGCAGUCAGCUGGGCAUCCCUAUUAGAGACCUGCUGAGGCUGGUGCCCGUCCUGACAGGCUCUGCAGCCGGACCCCAGACGCUGCCGGCCUUUCCUGCUCACGCAUUUUGACUCUAAGCAGCUUAAAACAGGUCAGACUGGAUGGUAACCUGUUCACAGACCUGCCUCCUGCUGCAAGCAAAGGGUGGGACACGGGACUGCUUCUCACCUGCAGGGACAAAUGAUCAUAUACAUAACCCACUGUAAGGAGUCCUUUAUCUUGGCCACAGCACAGACAGCAUGGCUGCUCUUCUUCUGAGGAAGGAAACUUUGCGUCUUUUUCAACGACUAGAAAAUAGAACAACAAAUAUUCAAGUUUUCUAUUUAAAACAAAUAUUUGUAUUAUUUUUUUGUAUUUCACAGCGUGAACAACAUUCAGUCUGCAGCAAUGAUGCAGCACAUGUGCCAUGUCUAGAAUGGGAACCGUUUAAUAACAGUGUUCAGUGCAAAGUGAACACAGUCAUGUCUAGUCUUGAUACCUGUGUAGAUUCUGCUGAGUUCAGGCUGCUGCAGUUUGAGGAAAGACUGAAGCAGAGCUAUUAAACUAAAAGAACAAUUACCUGCA
This is a messenger RNA of Betta splendens (Siamese fighting fish), 6718 nucleotides long. RefSeq names its product anaphase promoting complex subunit 1 (gene anapc1). The record is from RefSeq and is a predicted model, not a curated record. The transcript is spliced from 53 exons. Gene Ontology annotation, cellular component: anaphase-promoting complex. Gene Ontology annotation, molecular function: molecular adaptor activity. Gene Ontology annotation, biological process: protein K11-linked ubiquitination; anaphase-promoting complex-dependent catabolic process; metaphase/anaphase transition of mitotic cell cycle. The coding region runs from base 301 to 6225 and encodes 1974 amino acids. NCBI's taxonomy places the organism in Eukaryota, Metazoa, Chordata, Actinopteri, Anabantiformes, Osphronemidae.